AUGAGCGACGAAUCUGAACCGUUUCAAGAUACGGGAGACCAAACUCCCCCGGAGCGACCGCGUUCUCCCGAACUGGUUGAUUUUGAGGAUGCCGAAGUGAAGCAAUUCGAUCCUUCGGAUGACGAGUUGUCACCAACGAACGCUGAACUAUCACCCUCAAACAAUGAUCCAUCACCGUCGAACAACGAUGCCACGCCUGCUGCCGGCGAGGAAGAGGCAGUCGAGGAGUCAGUCGACAGCGUGACACAGACUCAAUCCUCAUCUGUAGCGGAGGCCGUGACAGAGCCUGACACACCUGAAACCGAAGAGCGACCGACUCCUAAACACAGGCGUCUCAGGAAACACGGUUCAGCCUCCCGUGAAGCGUCGAAUAAUGCGAGUCAGGAAAAAGAACAGCAAGUGGACAACAUAAAAAUCCCCAAGAAAAAGAAAGCUCAGCGAAAGAAAGGCGCGUCAAAGAAGACUGAGGAUCAGGAUGGUGAUUUUGUGCCAUCUGCUGACGAUUUUAGCAAGAAUCACCUGGACGCGGACUACUACGAUGAUGACGAGGUAGAGGAGCGCAAGAUUCCGAAGAAGAAGGCGCCCAGCGCCGGCAAGCUGUAUUUCGACGAGGUGCUGAAGCGCGUGAAGGAACGCAAGAAGAAGAACGUGCAAAUUACCACCGAGGAGUGCCAACAUUAUUGUAGACAGCUGAUAGACAAGAUGAUUGCGGCCGCGACCGCCGACGUUGAGGCAGUGCAGCAAGGCAAAACGGGUCUCAACAAGCUCAAGAUGCUAAACGACAUUUCCGAAUUCAGCAAACCCGCAUGGCGUAAUUGGUGCAUCGCAGAAGGUGGCGCAGUAGCGCUUGCCAGCUGGAUCGCCCCGCUGCCGGACGGAUCCCUGCCUACCCUCAGCGUCAGGACCAAGGUCCUGCAAAUCGCAUUGCAGUUGCCCUUCCAGUCCACAGAUCUGAGGGACAACGAUUUGGGAAGGCACGUAGUCGCACUGUGGAAGCACCCCGAUGAGUGUGACUCGAACAGAGUGCUCAUCAGGGCUAUUGUGCAGAAGUGGGUCCGACCCAUGCUCGGCCUCGCCUCGAACUACGCGGACAUGCAGCAGGACUUCUCCGUUGGCAUGAAGUCGUCAAUGCUGUCAAUGGAGGGUGACGACAAAGAUCGCAAGCAGUUGCAGAAGUUCUCGCAACACAAGAACGAGAUGGGCAGCAUCAUCGUCAACCAGGAGCGCAUCAACUCCAAGCUCACCCAGAUGUUCCGGGUCAUAGAAGCUCGUAGAAAGACCCCCAGCAAGGCCACAAAGGUCAACAUGGACGGUGCACUUAUCUAA
This is a messenger RNA of Babesia ovata, 1326 nucleotides long. RefSeq names its product IWS1 C-terminus domain containing protein. Gene Ontology annotation, cellular component: nucleus. Gene Ontology annotation, biological process: poly(A)+ mRNA export from nucleus. Bases 1 to 1326 code for a protein of 441 amino acids. The record is from RefSeq and is a predicted model, not a curated record. Lineage: Eukaryota; Apicomplexa; Aconoidasida; Piroplasmida; Babesiidae. The transcript has a single exon.